AUGGCUGACGACGAGUUCGACAUUGACAUCUAUGGAGAUACCAACGCUGAACAGGAUGCAGUGUUCAAAAGAGAUGACGAAGGUGAUGUCAAGAUUGAUGGUGUUGAAGCUUCCAUCGUCCCAGUUGCCGAGACUAAUGGUAAACACGAAGACCAAGACGACGAUUACGUAGAUAUUAAGGUUAGUAAUGAGAAGGAUAAACUCAUUGAAGGCCAUCAGAAAAUAAAGAGUACCGACGAGUCAGGGCAAGAUCUUCUCAACAUACCCAAACAGGCCCCUCAACAACAAGGAGUAAAAAGAAAGGAGGGCUCCGAUGAUCGUCCAAUCGAUCAAGGAGCGACUACGGCCUUGCUCAUAUCCGAGUUGCAUUGGUGGAAUACCGAUGAUGAUGUCCGGGGUUGGAUUAAUCAGGCUCAGGUGGAAGAUGAGCUGAAGGAAAUGACUUUUUCUGAACAUAAAGUCAAUGGAAAAAGCAAGGGCACAGACAAGCCUACGUGGAAUUUACGUCCCAACAAGCUGCAACUGCAGCCGAAACGAAAGAUUGACGCUUUCGGCGAAGGUCAACAAUAUGUCAAGAAGCAGACAGUUACAUACCACAAUCCAAAUGUCAAUCCAUUCCGUACUUUACCCAAGGACGCGCCUGCCCGUGCCACUAAAGAAGGCCAAAAUAGCCGAUCGAGCUCGGGGCCAGGAGGUUACAACAGUGAGCGGGGCAGUCACAGUACAGGUAACUUUAGUGGUAAUUUCCGUGGUCGUGGUGGUGGUUACAACUCUUCUCGUGGAGGUAUGAACAGCAACAUGAAUCAAGGCAACUUCAACCGCAACUUCUCCGGGGCAGGAGGAUCUAUGAGUGGCGGGUUUAAUUCUUCAAUGGGUGGAGGAUUUCAGGGAAAUCCCAUGGGAAGUCAGUUUGGCGGAUUUAACCGUGGAGGAAUGAUGGGUGGCAUGCGCGGUGGACCUGGAAGUAUGAGAGGAGGUCGAGGGGGAAUGGCAAACGGUAUGAUGGGAGCGAUGCCUAUGGGAGGGAUGCCAAUGGGCGGCAUGGGAGGGAUGGGUAUGCCUAUGAAUAUGGGAAACAUGGCACAGAUGGGAGGGGGAAUGCAAGGUGGGAACGGUUUUCAACCUAUGCAACCACAUUUUAAUCCUGCGUUUUUCCAACAAAACCAAAAUGCUGGUGGCGAUUGGCAAAAUCCCCACGGCGCCAAAAGACCGAGACCAGAAUGA
Messenger RNA from Sclerotinia sclerotiorum 1980 UF-70, 1224 nucleotides. RefSeq lists its product as hypothetical. NCBI's taxonomy places the organism in Eukaryota, Fungi, Ascomycota, Leotiomycetes, Helotiales, Sclerotiniaceae. The record is from RefSeq and is a predicted model, not a curated record. Gene Ontology annotation, cellular component: mRNA cleavage and polyadenylation specificity factor complex. The transcript is spliced from 3 exons. Bases 1 to 1224 code for a protein of 407 amino acids. Gene Ontology annotation, molecular function: mRNA binding. Gene Ontology annotation, biological process: mRNA alternative polyadenylation.